CACCUUAUCCUAUCAAGAGCAGUUGACUUAGCAGAAUUUGGCAAACCUUUGUUUUGUGUCAAACAUCUUGUUCACGACUUGAGUGGCUCRACACACCCUGACGUCAGCAAAGGUGUCGUGGCCCUCUGAGCAUGACCGUUGUWGGCCUGAUAAUGGAAAUCAUUUGAGACCGUGUACACAAGGCUAAAGUAGCAAGCCAUGACUUCGUUCUCUGUGAAGGACAUCCUUAAUCUGAGUGAGUCCGCAGCACGCGCAUCAAGAAGCGAGUCGACGCCAGAACUAUCGGUAAACUUUGAAAAAUGUGGCGACGAUAACAGAUCGGAGGCUUGUGGCGUGGCGUCUAAUCACACACAGAAGUCCUCAUAUACAAAUUCACAAGACAUAGUCAACGAGGACCCUAUAAGCCCUGCGUCAAGCGAUCAACACAAUGAAUCCAAUGAUGAAAAGAGAGACGAGGGAAGCGAUCCUCCUAAGAAACGGAAACGAAGAGUACUAUUCACCAAAGCACAGACGUAUGAAUUGGAAAGAAGAUUCAGACAGCAAAGGUAUUUGUCGGCCCCUGAAAGGGAACAACUAGCGAGAAUUAUAAACCUUACRCCAACACAAGUAAAGAUAUGGUUUCAAAAUCAUCGGUACAAGUUUAAAAAGCAAAAUUACGAGAAAGGCUCGUUGAAUGAACCUCCUCCGUUGUUCACUCCUCGUACUGUCCCCGUGCCUGUUCUUGUCCGUGAUGGUCAGCCCUGUCAUGGAGCGGGCUUGAAUAACUUUAGCUACCAUCACGCUGCAGCCGAUUUUCUUCAUUAUCCACCGGUAAGCACGAAUUACAUGGCAGCGCAUCCCUAUUGGACUUGGUAGCAGGGAAAUAUCCUACUCGAGGAAAAAAACUUUAAUUACGCGAGGAAACUGGUGUGAUGAACUCUCGACUUGUUAAGAUCCAAUCUACAGUAUUACGUGCAUCUCGUCAAAGUAUUGAGCGUACAUUUUGGCUUUUUAUGGGAGAACAUUAUAUGCUAUCUCGCYGAUUUUAAGCCUUCGUCAAUCCAAAGGAAUACAAUACUGACAUUGAAUUCACUGACAAUUAUUUUACCGAAUUUUGAAACGAGAUUCCAAGUAUUUCGGCUAUCACAACCGGUGAAUGAAAUUGCUUUCACCGCUUCAUAUGAUAAGGCCUCACGCACUUCACAGACAUUUGCAUCGCGUUUAUAUAAUGAAUUUGUUUCAUUGACAUUGUAGUAUUCGUAUCAUUGGCGAAUUUUUUUCCAAAUUCUUUCGUUUUGGAGAGGCAGGUCAAUUUARAGCGAAGGACUAUCUAUUGAGUCGAGCCAAGUGAAAAGCUCUCGUCGAAUUAUGAGAGCCGAUCUCUUGCAGUGUUGAUUGAAUUCUAGGACUAGAUCAGAGUCUGAUACCAAAAGGCCGCCUCUCAUCUCUUGGCCUGCCUCCCCUUAACGACUAUUUGUACAUACGAUCAUUCACAAAUAUAAAAAUCUUGACAGCUAAACUCAUUCAAAAAGAAAUAUAUAUAUACAUAUAGGCUUAAGUUAUAAAGAGUAAACUUAUGUUUUGAACAUACACCAUGUGAAUGAUCAGGGUGAUCUUUUGACAUGAGAGAUAUAACCACAAAAACGAAGAUGUGUCUAACAAAGGGACCAGUUUAGCAAACAACACAUUGCUCAGGUUUUUUGUACUUCAAAUCAGAUUUUCUUCAAGCUUGUUGAGAUACGUUUGCACAAAGGAACACCGAAACCUUAAAAACGCUUUAAAGAGAUUGAAAAUCAUCCUUUCUGAGGUAGGUCGUACGGUAAUCCGAAGCGCGCUCUUUGGAUAUGAACGCAAUUGUACAUUCUGAAGCCUAAUUGAUAGCUGGAGUGUUUGCUCGUUAGAAGAGUGUAGGAGGGACCUAUAGUUCAAAGGAUUGAUCUUAGGGAAAUUGAUUCAUGUUUCGUUUGGUUUUGAGAUUAACGGACUGGAUGGGCAGCAAACUARCUCACAUGAACAAUAGAAUGACUCUGUUGCCAUUCAUUGUCAAAUCAAUCGUGCAACAAUGGCUGAAUGAAACUGCUUCUUCCCCAGCUAGUCUUUAUGUACACUAUGUCGGGUGUAGUGACACAAAAGCUUAAAUUAGGUCUUUGUGUUCCUUUGUCUUUAAACUCAACUUGCUUGUGGUUGGAUUGAAGAAUGCCACAACGUGAAUUCGACGAAGAUUUUUGCUUGUGUGCCUUCACUAAAACACCACGUAUAGCUCUGCUCUCAUUAAUAAUAAGACACGGGAACUUGUGGCUUAGCAUGUACCAGAUCCUUUCUCCGAAAGUGUUAAUCGCUUAUAUUUUUUAAAAGUUAUUAGCAUUUGUUGUUCUAACACCUUACAAUUCCACAUUAAACUAGUAUCCGAUUGAAUAAGCAAGCAAAGCACAUCCUUAUAGAUAUAUGUAGACAUUUCAAGUUAGACCAUGUUCGAGACAAAUGCUUUUUGACAUCGUCGAAUCAUCUGAAGUGCUAGAAAUUUGUUCAUACAUACGAAAAAUGUAAAUACUAAAAGAGUGAUGUUUUAAUACUAUAAACUAGAGCGAAUAAAGUAUAUUUAUGUUGUUAAAACAA
Messenger RNA from Exaiptasia diaphana, 2595 nucleotides. Its product is annotated as homeobox protein XENK-2. The coding region runs from base 199 to 855 and encodes 218 amino acids. Gene Ontology annotation, molecular function: DNA-binding transcription factor activity, RNA polymerase II-specific; RNA polymerase II cis-regulatory region sequence-specific DNA binding. Gene Ontology annotation, cellular component: nucleus. Lineage: Eukaryota; Metazoa; Cnidaria; Anthozoa; Actiniaria; Aiptasiidae. The transcript has 2 exons. The record is from RefSeq and is a predicted model, not a curated record. Gene Ontology annotation, biological process: regulation of transcription by RNA polymerase II; cell differentiation.